Messenger RNA from Drosophila obscura, 7092 nucleotides. RefSeq names its product CAD protein (gene rudimentary). The coding region runs from base 265 to 6975 and encodes 2236 amino acids. Gene Ontology annotation, molecular function: aspartate carbamoyltransferase activity; ATP binding; hydrolase activity, acting on carbon-nitrogen (but not peptide) bonds, in cyclic amides. NCBI's taxonomy places the organism in Eukaryota, Metazoa, Arthropoda, Insecta, Diptera, Drosophilidae. The record is from RefSeq and is a predicted model, not a curated record. Gene Ontology annotation, cellular component: cytoplasm; carbamoyl-phosphate synthase complex. Gene Ontology annotation, biological process: L-glutamine metabolic process; L-arginine biosynthetic process; 'de novo' pyrimidine nucleobase biosynthetic process. The transcript is spliced from 7 exons.
AUCCUAUUAGGCGGCGAAUUUGGUUGACUGCGCCAUUCACAGUUUCCUUCCCUUUGUUAAUUGAUAUAAAUAGACAACAAACGGCAUUGAAUGCUAAACAAAUUAGGUUUGCAAAGCACUAUAAAUAAAACUUUGAUUGGACAUCAAGUGAGACAGAACCAAAGCACAGCUCUAACACACACGUGCUCUCCAUCUACAACUACAACUGCAAGCUGCAUCAAAAGCUUCUGUGAACGAAGGUGUCGUCUGUGAUACAGGAUAAAGAUGCGACAAGUGGACUGUUACCUGGUGCUGGAGGAUGGCACCGUCAUUCCGGGCUUGUCGUUCGGCCAUGUGGACAAGGAUAGGCCCGUGGGCGGCGAGGUUGUCUUCCAGACGGGCAUGGUUGGCUACACAGAGGCGCUGACAGAUCGCUCGUACAGUGGACAGAUUCUGGUGCUGACAUACCCCCUGAUUGGCAACUACGGAGUGCCCUGCGCGGAGGAGGACGAACACGGCCUGCCCAAGCACUUUGAGUGGCUCAAGGGAGCCGUCCAGGCCACCGCCCUUGUGGUGGGCGAAGUGGCCGAGUGCGCCUGGCACUGGCGCAGCGCCAAGACGCUGCCCAAGUGGAUGAAUGAGCACAAGGUGCCCGGCAUCAGUGGCGUGGACACACGCGCCCUCACCAAAAAGCUGCGAGAACAGGGCAGCCUUCUGGGUCGCAUCGUGUACGAGGCCCCCAAGGAGGGGCCAACCAAACUGAUCUUCGAGGAUCCCAACCAACGUAACCUGGCCCAGGAGUGCAGCGUAAAGCAGAGGAUGGUCUUCGGAGAUGCCACCAGUGGCAAGGGUCCACGCAUCGCCAUCAUCGACUGCGGCCUGAAGCUCAAUCAGCUACGCUGUAUGCUGCAGCGUGGCGCCUCUGUGCAGCUGCUGCCAUGGAGCACUGAGCUGAAGGACGACGAAUACGAUGCCCUCUUCCUGUCCAACGGGCCCGGCAAUCCGGAGAGUUGCGACGCGAUUGUUAAGCAGGUGCGGCGCGUCAUUCAGGCCGGCACGAAGCCCAUCUUUGGCAUCUGUCUGGGCCACCAGCUGCUGGCCAAAGCUAUUGGCUGCUCCACAUACAAGAUGAAGUACGGCAAUCGUGGCCACAAUCUGCCCUGUCUGCACCGCGGCACCGGCCGCUGCCUGAUGACCUCACAGAACCACGGCUAUGCAGUGGAUCUGCAGGAUCUACCCGGGGACUGGGAGGAGCUCUUUGUGAAUGCCAAUGACGGCACCAACGAGGGCAUUGUGCACCGCUCCAAGCCCUAUUUCUCAGUGCAGUUCCAUCCGGAGCAUCAUGCCGGACCCUGCGACACCGAAUUCCUGUUCGAUGUCUUUAUGGAAUCCAUCGGCAAUCCCCAGCUGAGUGUGCCGGAGCUGAUAGAGCGACGACUGCGUCCCGCCAAGCUGCUGCCCGUCCAGCCCAAGCCACGCAAGGUGCUCAUCCUGGGCUCUGGCGGCCUGUCCAUUGGCCAAGCGGGCGAAUUCGAUUACUCCGGCUCGCAGGCCAUCAAGGCGAUGCGCGAGUGCGGCAUCCAGACGGUGCUCAUCAAUCCGAACAUCGCCACUGUGCAGACCUCGAAGGGAAUGGCGGACAAGUGCUAUUUCCUGCCCCUUACACCGCACUACGUGGAGGAGGUUAUCAAAUCGGAGCGGCCCAACGGUGUGCUGCUCACCUUUGGCGGCCAGACGGCCCUCAAUUGCGGCGUGGAACUGGAUCGCGCUGGCGUCUUUGACAAGUACAAUGUCCGCAUUCUCGGCACGCCCAUCCAGUCGAUCAUCGAAACGGAGGAUCGUAAGCUUUUCGCGCAGAUUGUCAACGAUAUUGGUGAGCAGGUGGCGCCAUCGGAGGCCGUCUAUUCGGUGGCCGAGGCACUGGAGGCGGCCGGACGUCUCGGCUAUCCGGUGAUGGCAAGGGCCGCCUUCUCGCUGGGCGGCCUGGGCUCUGGCUUCGCCAACAACGAACAGGAGCUGGAGAGCCUGGCCGAACAGGCGCUGGCCCACUCUAGCCAGCUGAUUGUGGACAAGUCGCUCAAAGGCUGGAAGGAGGUCGAAUACGAGGUGGUGCGCGAUGCCUUCGACAAUUGCAUCACCGUCUGCAACAUGGAGAACUUUGAUCCGCUUGGCAUCCACACGGGCGAGAGCAUUGUGGUGGCACCCUCGCAGACGCUCUCGGACCGAGAGUACCAAAUGCUGCGUAACACCGCCCUGAAGGUCAUCCGGCAUCUGGGCGUGGUGGGGGAGUGCAACAUCCAGUAUGCGCUGUGCCCCCACUCGGAGCAGUUCUACAUCAUCGAGGUGAAUGCGCGAUUGUCGCGCAGCUCGGCGCUGGCCAGCAAAGCCACCGGCUAUCCCCUGGCCUAUGUGGCCGCCAAACUGGCCUUGGGGCUGCCCCUGCCCGAGAUUAAGAACUCGGUGACGGGGAAUACGACGGCCUGUUUUGAGCCCUCCCUCGACUACUGUGUGGUGAAGAUACCGCGCUGGGAUCUGGCCAAAUUUUCGCGCGUCAGCAAGCACAUCGGCAGCUCCAUGAAGAGCGUGGGCGAGGUAAUGUCCAUUGGACGCAGCUUCGAGGAGGCCUUCCAGAAGGCCCUACGCAUGGUCGACAGCGAUGUGCUGGGCUUCGAUGCGGACGGUGUGGUCGUGGAUGAGCAGCUGCUGGCGGAUCAGCUGUCAGAGCCCACAGAUCGACGGCCCUUUUUCCUGGCCGCUGCCCUGUACUUGGGCAUGAACAUCCAUGAGAUGCAUCAACUGACCAAAAUCGAUCAGUGGUUCCUGCACAAACUGGAGCGCAUUGUCUGCUUCUAUCACUAUCUCAGACGCCACAAUUCCGACGGCAAACAGCUGGACCACCAUCUGCUGCUGAAGGCCAAGCGUCUGGGCUUCUCCGACAAGCAGAUAGCCAAGGUAACCAAAAGCACUGAGCUGGUGGUGCGCCAACAGCGACACGAGCUGGGCAUCCGUCCGUCUGUCAAGCAGAUCGACACGGUGGCCGGUGAGUGGCCGGCGAGCACCAAUUAUCUGUAUACGACCUAUCACGGCACCGAGCACGACGUGGAGUUCCCCGGCGGUCACAUCAUUGUGGUGGGCUCGGGCGUCUAUCGCAUUGGCUCCUCGGUGGAGUUUGACUGGUGUGCCGUGGGCUGUCUGCGGGAGCUGCGCAAGCUGGAGAAGCGCACCAUUAUGAUCAACUACAAUCCGGAGACGGUCUCCACCGACUACGACAUGUGUGAUCGGCUGUACUUUGAGGAGAUCAGCUUUGAGGUGGUGAUGGACAUCUACGAACUGGAGUCCUCCGAUGGCAUCAUCCUCUCGAUGGGCGGCCAGCUGCCCAACAACAUUGCCAUGGAUCUGCACCGGCAGCAGGCCAAGGUUCUGGGCACUUCCCCGGACUCCAUUGACUGUGCCGAGAAUCGUUUCAAGUUCUCGCGCAUGCUCGAUCGGAAGGGCAUCCUCCAGCCGCGCUGGAAGGAGCUGACCAACCUCAAGUCGGCCAUCGAGUUCUGCGAGGAGGUGGGCUAUCCCUGCCUGGUCCGGCCCUCGUAUGUGCUGUCCGGCGCGGCCAUGAAUGUGGCCUACUCCAACCAGGAUCUGGAGACGUAUCUGAACGCCGCCUCGGAGGUGAGUCGCGAGCAUCCGGUGGUCAUAUCCAAGUUUCUCACCGAGGCCAAGGAAAUCGACGUUGAUGCUGUCGCGGCCGACGGUCAGAUCCUUUGCAUGGCCGUCUCCGAGCAUGUGGAAAAUGCUGGCGUCCAUUCGGGCGAUGCAACGCUGGUCACACCGCCGCAGGAUCUCAACGCGGAGACACUGGAGGCCAUCAAGCGGAUCACCUGCGCCCUGGCCAGUCUUCUGGAUGUCACCGGACCCUUCAACAUGCAACUGAUUGCCAAGAACAACGAACUCAAGGUUAUUGAGUGCAAUGUGCGCGUCUCGCGCUCUUUCCCCUUCGUCUCGAAGACCCUCGACCAUGACUUUGUGGCCACUGCCACCAGGGCCAUAGUCGGCAUGGAUGUGGAGCCCGUCGAUGUGCUCCAUGGAGUCGGCAAGGUCGGUGUAAAGGUGCCACAGUUUAGUUUCUCCCGCCUUGCGGGAGCCGAUGUCCAGCUGGGCGUUGAGAUGGCCUCCACCGGCGAAGUGGCCGGCUUUGGCGACAACCGCUACGAGGCCUACCUCAAGGCCAUGAUGUCCACUGGCUUUCAGAUACCCAAGAACGCCGUACUCCUCUCCGUUGGCAGCUUCAAGCAUAAAAUGGAGCUGCUUCCUUCCAUACGGGACCUGGCCAAGAUGGGCUACAAGCUGUACGCCUCCAUGGGCACGGGCGACUUCUAUGCGGAACAUGGCGUUGAUGUGGAAUCGGUACAGUGGACAUUCGAUAAGACAACACCGGACGACAUCAAUGGAGAUUUGCAGCAUUUGGCCGAAUUUCUGGCCAACAAACAGUUCGAUUUGGUCAUCAAUUUGCCCAUGAGUGGGGGAGGUGUCAGAAGGGUAUCCUCCUUCAUGACUCAUGGCUAUCGCACCCGCCGCCUGGCGGUGGACUACUCCAUACCCUUGGUGACGGAUGUCAAGUGCACCAAACUGCUGGUGGAAUCGAUGCGCCUGAUGGGUGGCCAGCCGGCAAUGAAGACGCACACGGAUUGCAUGACCUCACGGCGGAUUGUCAAGCUGCCGGGCUUCAUCGAUGUCCAUGUGCAUCUGCGGGAGCCGGGUGCCACACACAAGGAGGACUUUGCCAGCGGCACAGCCGCCGCCUUGGCUGGCGGUGUGACGCUGGUCUGUGCCAUGCCCAACACAAAUCCCUCGAUAGUGGACAAGGAGACGUUUGCUGAGUUCCAGGAGCUGGCACGCCUUGGGGCCCGCUGUGACUAUGCCCUGUAUUUGGGCGCCUCCGAUGCGAACUGGGCGCAGGCCCACGAGCUGGCCACGCAAGCCUGUGGCCUCAAGAUGUACCUCAACGACACGUACGGCACACUGAGGCUCAGCGAUAUGACGGCCUGGCAGCGGCAUCUCUCACACUGGCCCAAACGGGCGCCGAUCGUCUGCCACGCGGAGAAGCAAAGCAUGGCGGCUGUGGUGCUGCUGGCACACCUUCUGGAUCGCCAUGUGCACAUUUGCCAUGUGGCCAGGAAGGAGGAGAUCCAGCUGAUCCGAGCGGCCAAGGAGAAGGGCAUCAAGGUGACGUGCGAAGUGUGUCCGCACCAUUUGUUCCUCAGCACCAAGGAUGUGGAGCGUCUGGGCAAGGGCAUGUCAGAGGUGCGUCCGCUCCUCUGCUCGCCCGAAGACCAGGAGGCUCUGUGGGACCACAUGGAGUACAUCGAUGUGUUUGCCACCGAUCAUGCACCGCACACGCUCGCGGAGAAACGAUCCGAGAAACCGCCGCCCGGUUUUCCCGGCCUGGAGACCAUUCUGCCGCUCCUGCUGCAGGCUGUGCACGAGGGACGGCUCACCAUGGAGGAUAUCAAACGCAAGCUGCACCGCAAUCCGCGCAACAUCUUCAAUCUGCCCGAGCAGCCGCACACCUAUGUAGAGGUCGAUCUGGAUGAGGAGUGGACCAUCACUGGCAGCGAGUUGAAGACCAAGGCUGGCUGGACGCCCUUCGAGGGGACCAAGGUGACGGGUCGUGUCCAUCGCGUCGUGCUGCGCGGCGAGGUGGCCUUCAUCGAUGGCCAGGUACUCGUCCAGCCCGGAUUCGGGCAGAAUGUACGCACCAAGGCAGGCGCCCAGCAGCUGCUGCUGUCCGAGGCCACAGAGGAGCUGCCCAGCGAUAGGGAUGCCAAUGACACAUUCGCCCGCCUCUUGACUGUGGAAGGAUCGGCCAAGGUGCACUUUGUGGACGAGGCCAAUAGUUCAAACAGCUUCCUACGGCCCAUCUCGCCGUCGCCGCGCCACCGCCUGGACUCGUCCAGCAACACCACCCUGCGGGACUAUCUGCAGAGGACCGCCAUGUCAGGGUCAGGAUCGGCGACGGCGACGGCCAAUCAGUACGCUCAGCCCAGUGCCAAUCCGGUGGCCCACUCGCUGGUGGGCAAGCACAUCCUGACCGUGGACAUGUUCAGCAAGGACCAACUAAACGACAUAUUCAAUCUGGCGCAGCUGCUCAAGUCGCGGGUGACCAAGGACCGGCCGGUGGACGAUCUACUGCGCGGCAAGAUCAUGGCCAGCGUCUUCUACGAGGUGAGCACACGGACGCAGUGCAGCUUCGCCGCUGCCAUGCAACGACUGGGCGGCCGAAUGAUCAGCAUGGAUCAGCUCACAUCGUCCGUGAAGAAGGGCGAAUCCCUGGAGGAUAGCAUCAAAGUGAUGGCCAGCUAUGCAGAUGUCAUGGUGCUGCGCCAUCCCCUACCCGGUGCUGUGGCUCGUGCCGCCUUGUACUCCCGCAAGCCGGUGAUCAAUGCUGGCGAUGGCGUCGGCGAGCAUCCCACCCAGGCACUGUUGGACAUCUUUACCAUACGGGAGGAGAUCGGCACCGUCAACGGACUCACCAUCACCAUGUGUGGCGAUCUGAAAAACGGCCGCACUGUCCACUCCCUGGCGCGUCUCCUCACCCUCUACAAUGUGACGCUGCAGUAUGUGGCGCCCAACACACUCCAGAUGCCGGAAGAGAUCAGCAAUUAUGUAAACGAGCGCGGCGUGAAGCAGCUAUACUGCAAUUCGCUCGAGUCGGUGCUCGCCGACACCGAUGUCCUCUACAUGACGCGCGUACAACGCGAGCGCUUCGACAGCGAGGCAGAGUAUCAGAAGUGCUACGGUCGCUUCAUUGUCACGCCCAAGCUGAUGACGCUGGCCAAAAAGCGUAUGAUUGUGCUGCAUCCGUUGCCCCGUCUGGAUGAGAUCAGUCGCGACUUUGAUUUGGAUCCGCGCGCUGCCUACUUCCGGCAGGCCGAGUACGGCAUGUACAUUCGCAUGGCUCUGCUGGCCAUGGUCGUUGGGUGCCGCAGCACUGCUCUGUAAUGGACUUCCAUUUGCAACGUUCUUUUUUCCAAUAUUUAGAUAGAAAUAUGCCCCAGCAUUCAGUUACACAUUCAGUUUGUGAUAGUUAUUAAAGACAUCCUUCAAUUGGUUACAACA